Dromaius novaehollandiae (emu) is the source of this 1673-nucleotide messenger RNA. It is a transcript of the gene DUSP12, whose product is annotated as dual specificity phosphatase 12. The record is from RefSeq and is a predicted model, not a curated record. Lineage: Eukaryota; Metazoa; Chordata; Aves; Casuariiformes; Dromaiidae. Gene Ontology annotation, molecular function: protein tyrosine/serine/threonine phosphatase activity. Bases 104 to 1072 code for a protein of 322 amino acids. The transcript has 6 exons. Gene Ontology annotation, cellular component: nucleus. Gene Ontology annotation, biological process: protein dephosphorylation.
UCGGGCCCACCCCGCGGCCCCGCAGCGCCGCCAUGUUGGGAGCGGCGGUCGGGCCCGCCACGUUGGAGGCGGCAUCCUCCUCCGUCGCAGUGGGCCUACCAUCAUGGCGGCGGAGGGGGGGCACCGCGGCGGGAUGGUGGCGGUGCUGCCGGGGCUGUACGUGGGCGGCGCUGAGUCGUGCUCGUCCCCGGAGGCGCUGGCGGCGGCGGGGGUGGUGGCGGUGCUGACGGUGGACGCGGAGGAGGCACCGCUGACGGCGGCGGCGCCGGGGGUGCGGGCCCUGCAGGUGCGGGCGCGGGAUGAGCCCGGCGCCGACCUGCUGAGCCGCCUCGACGACUGCGCCGCCUUCAUCGGCGCCGCGCGGGCCGCCGGCGGCGCCGCCCUCGUGCGCUGCCCAGCCGGGGUGAGCCGCAGCGCCACCGUGGUGACGGCCUACCUCAUGAAGAGUGAGGGGCUGCGCUGGGAGGAGGCCUACGCCGCCGUGAAGGCCGCCAAGCCCGACGUCGAGGUGAACCCGGGCUUCGAGGGGCAGCUGAAGCUCUACGAGGCCAUGGGCUGCGCCGUGGACACGAGCAGCGCACUUUACAAGCGGUACCGCCUGCAGAUGGUCACGGAGAGAUAUCCCGAACUUCAAGACUUGCCCCGAGAAGUCUUUGCUGUUGAUCCAACCAGUAUAUGUCAGACUUCAAACAUGGAGGUUCUCUACAGAUGCAGAAAAUGCAGGCGCGCUCUAUUCCGUAGUUCCAGCAUUUUGUCCCACACAGAAGGAAGUGGACCAACAGCCUUUGCUCACAAGAGGAUAACGGACUCUACUCAGCUUCAUCAUCAUGGCCGUGAUAAAUGUACCUCUUACUUCAUUGAGCCUGUGCAGUGGAUGGAGCCAGUAUUGCUAGGAGUCAUGGAAGGACAGCUUCUGUGUCCCAAAUGUACGUCUAAGCUGGGCUCCUUCAGCUGGCGGGGUGAGCAGUGUUCUUGUGGCCGCUGGGUGACUCCUGCCUUCCAGAUUCACAAAAGCAGAGUGGAUGAAGUGAAAACACUGUCAGUUUGUGACUUCCAAGCUGCCAAAACCUGAACUCAUUGCCUCCCUCAAUGGAUUUCUUAAUGUCCACAGUGCACUGCUGCCUACUUAGUGUAUGGCAGUCUGUUUGCCAGGACUGAAUUUGCAACUUCCACCCCUUUGUAAUGCAGUGAAAUUACUUGAACAUCUGCGCUAUUCUAACUUCAUGUCUAGAUAUAUAUAUGUGUGUGUGUGUGUGUGUGUAUAUAUAUAUAUGUACAGUAACAAAGAACUUCCUUCCAAGAGAUGUUAUACAGUAAUCAAAUAUAUACAAAAAUGCCUGAAUUUGAUAAUAUGCUGCUACUUACAGAAGGUCACAAAUCUGUGUUUUAAAGAGAUGCUAACUGGAGUCAGUUUCAGGAUGUGAACAGCAGUACUACUUUAUCUUCUGCUAUGGAAAUUCAAAACACUUUGUCUAAAACAUUCAGCUCAGAUUUUAGGAGGCAUAUUCUACAGCAUGAUGUACUUGGUGGGGAAAUACUUUAAGGCUUAGUUAAGAGCCAGAAAGUGGCACAGUUACAAUUGUGUUGUAAUGUUACAUUAUUAUGCAUGGCAGCUACUAGAAGUAAAAGGAAAGUUAUAGUUUUAUUACAAUAAAGUUAGUUCUAAAAGUCUA